Molecule: messenger RNA, 3427 nt
Organism: Aethina tumida (small hive beetle)
Lineage: Eukaryota; Metazoa; Arthropoda; Insecta; Coleoptera; Nitidulidae
Gene: Rat1
Product: 5'-3' exoribonuclease 2 homolog
Exons: 7
Coding region: 113-2941 (942 amino acids)
Biological process (GO): nuclear-transcribed mRNA catabolic process
Cellular component (GO): nucleus
Molecular function (GO): 5'-3' RNA exonuclease activity; RNA binding; zinc ion binding
Source: RefSeq, a predicted model, not a curated record
CGCCGAAGAAGAAGUGAUUGUCGUUUGACAUCGCCAUGGUUUUAAAUUAAAACCAUAAAAGUCUUGUGUUAUUUUAAUAUUGCCGUUGAUUGACCACCUUUGACCAUCAAUAAUGGGUGUACCAGCGUUCUUUAGAUGGCUCAGCCGUAAAUAUCCAUCAGUUAUAGUGCACUGCGUCGAACAAAAAUCCGUGGAUAUUAAUGGGGUGAGAGUGCCUAUCGAUUCUUCGGAACCGAAUCCGAAUGGCGUUGAAUUCGACAAUCUUUACUUGGACAUGAAUGGCAUCAUCCAUCCAUGCACGCAUCCAGAAGACAAACCGGCGCCGAAAAAUGAAGACGAAAUGAUGAUAGCAAUUUUUGAGUGUAUAGACAGAUUGUUUAACAUUGUUAGACCAAGAAAAUUGUUAUACAUGGCCAUUGAUGGUGUUGCCCCAAGGGCAAAGAUGAACCAACAACGCUCGCGGCGUUUCAGAGCCUCAAAAGAAACCACAGAGAAGAUUAAUGAAAUAAAAAGAAUCAGAGCUGAGUUGCUGUUGAAAGGUUGUGUGUUACCACCAGAAAAACAAAAAGAGGAACAUUUUGACUCGAACUGUAUCACACCAGGAACACCUUUUAUGGCACGUUUAUCUGAAUGUUUGCACUAUUAUAUUCAUGACAGAUUAAACAACAAUCCUGGUUGGAAGGGUAUCAAGGUUAUUUUGUCUGAUGCAAAUGUACCAGGAGAGGGAGAGCACAAAAUUAUGGACUACAUCCGUAAGCAAAGAGGUCAAGCUGAUUAUGACCCUAAUACACAGCAUGUCCUUUGUGGAGCUGAUGCUGAUUUAAUUAUGUUAGGUUUAGCUACUCAUGAACCUAAUUUCACAAUCAUCAGAGAGGAAUUCAAGCCUAACAAACCUAGACCUUGUGAAAUAUGUGGACAAGUUGGUCAUGAGAUGAAAGACUGUAUAGGACAAGUUCAAACAGAAGAUGCUGUACCUGAUCAGCCUUUUAGUGCUGAAACUGAUUUUAUCUUUGUGAGAUUGUCAGUUUUAAGAGAAUAUCUGGAGAAAGAACUGGUCAUGGUUAAUUUGCCCUUCAAAUAUGAGUUUGACAGGGUUCUAGAUGAUUGGGUAUUCAUGUGCUUCUUUGUUGGCAAUGAUUUCUUGCCACAUCUGCCCAGUUUGGAGAUAAGAGAAGGUGCCAUUGACCGAUUGGUGCGCCUAUACAAAGACUGUGUCUAUAAAACAAGGGGUUAUUUAACAGACAGUGGAAAUGUAAAUUUAGAGGGAGUUCAAAUGAUAAUGCUUGAACUGGGUAAAGCUGAAGAUGAAAUCUUCAAGACGCGACAACAAAAAGAACUUCAAUUCAAAGCAAGAAACAAGGCAAAGAAGAGGAGGGCUGAAUUUAAUGAACAUAGACCUAACUGGAACUUGGUCAAGGACACACAAUUUGCCCCAAUGGCCGUUGGUAAAUCGACGGCAGUAAAGAAUGCACGUCAAGAGGCCUUUAACAUCAGAAAAGCAGGUAUGCACUCGCAAGUGGAUACAAAAUUACAGACUGUAAAUAGUAAAGCUGCUUUGGAAACUAUGAUAAGGCCGGCGGGUACGUCAUCAGAUGAACCGGAAAAGCGUGGACAAAAGAGAACGGCUGAUGAAUUGGAAAGUGAUGAUGAACAAGCCCACGAUGAAGUCAGACUUUGGGAAGACGGUUUCAAGGAUCGUUACUAUGAGUCGAAGUUUGAUGUGUCGCCGGACAAUUUGGAAUUUAGGUAUACAGUAGCCUUGCAUUAUGUAAAAGGCCUGUGCUGGGUACUGAGAUAUUACUAUCAGGGUUGUGCUUCAUGGAAAUGGUAUUUCCCAUACCAUUAUGCGCCCUUCGCAUCAGAUUUCGUCAAUAUAGCUGGCUUGAGUACCGAAUUUGAAACCGACACUAAACCCUUCCGUCCAUUAGAACAACUUAUGGGCGUCUUCCCAGCUGCUAGUAGCAAACAUGUUCCUAGCCCAUGGGCCAACCUGAUGUCUGAUCCAGAUUCACCUAUAAUAGACUUUUAUCCAGAGGAUUUCAAAAUUGAUCUUAAUGGGAAGAAGUUUGCUUGGCAGGGUGUUGCUCUUCUACCUUUUGUUGAUGAGGCAAGACUAUUCAAGGCAUUGGAACCUUACUAUUGUAAACUUACAGAAGCAGAAAUCAAAAGAAACAUACGCGGUGACGACAGAUUAUAUGUGUCUAACAAAAAUAGUGGCUACGAUACAUUGAAAAGUCUGUACCAACAUGACGUGGACCCCAACACAGAAUGUGCCAUCGCCUUCGAAGGAUUAAGCGGGACUGUGUUGUUAGCCGAAGAAUGCGUUGAAGAUGGAGGCUACUUGAGGUCUCCAGUAGCAGGCCUGGAUACAAUAACGGACAACAUGGUUAUUUGCGUGAGGUUCAGAGACCCGACUUACUCGAAAGGUCACGUCUUCCCAGCCAAAAAACUAAAGGGUGCCAAGGAUCCUCCCAGGGUGCUGAAACCUGGUGAUUUGGAUCAAGAAUCCAACAACCACUGGAGGCCACAAAUCGGCAUGGCACCAGCGACGCAGAGGGCAUAUCUUGGACAACCGGGUCACAGAAUGUUGAAUCACCACGCACCUAGAAAUGCAGGUUCAUAUUCGAACGUGCCGCCUGCCCAAGGCAUGGAUAGAAACCACCCUUAUAGCCAAAGAGGUCGCAACCAGGGCUACAACAACAACCCGAGAGGAGGAUACCACUCAAACCAAGGAGGCUACAACUCGAACCACGGGUAUAAUUCAGGUGGUGGUUACAAUUCGUACAACUCCGGCAAUCAUUAUCAACGUGGCGGUUACAACAGAAACAAUAGGGGCAAUAAUAGAGGCAACUACAAUCAACAACAUCAGAGUAGAAGACCUCCUGGUCCCUAUAGUGAUGGUUAUGUACCGUCGAAUAAUAGGUACUCCGCCAGGCGAUAAGCCUACACAUAUAUAAAAUUUAUUUUAUUUUUAAUUAAAAACAAAAUUAGUUACUGGAGAACAAAAAUCAAUGCACUAUAUAGUAUAAUAGAGACAGGUGUAUUAAUCUCUAGGUUAACUUUUGUUCUUCAGAUUUUUGGCAUAAUUGUUUGUAUAAUUUAGUUAUAAAGCAACAUCUACCAUAUAAACACCUUAGUUUGAUAAAAAUGUGUAGUGCUGCCUGCAGUUUAUUAUUAUUUUUAAAUUUUGACUUUAAUUCAUUUAUCGUCCUUACAUAAUUAUUUUGAUCUUUUUGUUUGGGACCAUCUAUUAAAAACAUACAAUAUAUAUGUUUGUAAUUUGAAUUAAUUGUACAUAUGUUUUAAUCUUAACUUAUGUAUGAUGUAUUAUUGUGUGAAUAGAAUUCAUCUGAACUGUGUUCAGAUAGCAAACUUUUUUGUAUGGAUUUUAUUUUAUACAGAAUAAAUGAUACUGAAAACAUUUAAA